GUUUGAUUGAAUAUUCAAAGCAUUCAUUGCUUUACUGUGUUUACUUGUUCUGUUAAUCUUAAGAACUUCAGUUUCUAUACGAUGCUUUAUGAGUUCACAUAAAAGGAUAACUUACAAGCCAGCCUACAAGAAAGUUUAGACAACAACUAACCUCUUCUUGUAAUACCUUCAUUUACUGUGGUUUCGUAUCUUUAAAACUCGACAAAGCUGGUUUAUUUUGUGUUGUAAAGCUUCCAGACAGCAAAAGCCCGCCAAUCGUGUAAUAUUUAUAAAAAGGAAAUACAGUCACUAAAUAACCAUGGAUAACGAACAAACACUCAAAGCAAUACAAGAAGAUUACCUGAAGUUGAUUGAACAUGAGAACCAGCGUGCCAGAGGACAGGCGGAAAAAAACAUCGAAUCUCUUCUCAUGGGAAUUUUAUUCCUGGUCUCCUUCCUGGCCAAUGCUACCAUAUGCACGGUAUUGCUUCAGUCCAACCACAGGCAGACGGCAUCAAAUGUGCUGCUUCUCUCUCUCAUUCUUGCCAACUUGUUAAUCUCAGUGUCGCUUAUCCCAUUCAACAUUGCAUCAGUCAUAGCAGAUGAAUGGCUUUUCGGGACAACGUGGUGUGAAACAUCUGGAUUCCUGGUCAAUACGUUGUUUUCAGGGUCAAACUUAUCAAUCGUUGCCAUAGCAAUACACCGGUAUUAUUUUGUAGUGAAACCGCUUGCUCUGAAGAUCGACGUUCGGCGUGCACACUUCAUUGUGGGUUUCCUGUGGUUUUCCUCGCUGACAUGCGCAGUGCCUCCAUUAUUCGGUUGGAACUCGUAUGCUUAUUCCCCCGGUAAAGCUCACUGUACAUUAAUGUGGAAAUCAGGAGGACCAGCGCUAUUCUAUUCGAUUUAUUAUAGUCUAUGGUGCUUUCUCAUUCCGUUGCUCAUCAUCCUAUUCGUUUACAAAUCAAUUUACAACAAGGCUAAAAAACAGCGCAAACUGGGUACCAUGGCAACGGGGAAAUUCCCUACCAACGGGCACAUUCCACGCGCAGCUAGUUUACAGUCCAUCGACAACCAGCAAUUAGCUUGUGGAUGUUUCCCUAAAUGUACCUCUCAAACGCAAAAUAAUAAUUUCUAUAUGCAAAGAAACCAAAUAGUCUCAUCAGUAUCGUCAACGUCUUUUUCCUUCGAAUCGAGUACGCAAAGCCUACCGGGUAGACUGAAUGUUCAGCAAAGGAAAGAAGCCUUAAGGAGACAGGUAUCCCGUCACAGUUCAGUCAUACAGCAGCGAACGUUCCAAAGCGUCUCAGCUAUUGUUGUCUCUUUUAUCGUGUGUUUAUCGCCAUAUUUUUUUAUUAACUGGUGGUCGUUAUUUAGCCAAUCAUCGCCUCAUCGUAUUCUGGAUUUUUUGACCUCUUGGUUGUAUCUUAUAAUGACAGCUGUCAAUCCAGUGACUUAUGGGUACUCCAAUAGGCAGAUACGACGUGCAGUGAAAAGGCUUCCUUUGGCUAAACGUUUCUUUAAGGCGCACGGUAGGGGAAGAGCUUACCAGAUGGACGCGACGAUUUACAAGAAACCAGCGAUAAGCCAAAGAAAUGAAGCUCUUGAACAUGAUAGUUAGCAUAAGACAGUCUUUCAGUCGUCGCGUA
This is a messenger RNA of Actinia tenebrosa (Australian red waratah sea anemone), 1625 nucleotides long. RefSeq names its product G protein-coupled receptor 161B-like. Gene Ontology annotation, biological process: G protein-coupled receptor signaling pathway. The record is from RefSeq and is a predicted model, not a curated record. Lineage: Eukaryota; Metazoa; Cnidaria; Anthozoa; Actiniaria; Actiniidae. Gene Ontology annotation, molecular function: G protein-coupled receptor activity. Gene Ontology annotation, cellular component: membrane.